Psammomys obesus (fat sand rat) is the source of this 1508-nucleotide messenger RNA. It is a transcript of the gene Chmp6, whose product is annotated as charged multivesicular body protein 6. The transcript has 8 exons. Bases 62 to 664 code for a protein of 200 amino acids. Gene Ontology annotation, biological process: late endosome to vacuole transport via multivesicular body sorting pathway; vesicle budding from membrane. NCBI's taxonomy places the organism in Eukaryota, Metazoa, Chordata, Mammalia, Rodentia, Muridae. Gene Ontology annotation, cellular component: multivesicular body; ESCRT III complex. The record is from RefSeq and is a predicted model, not a curated record.
GAGUACGGUGGCCGCGGGGCGGCGGCGACGGGCUCGGCCGGCCGGCUGGCUCGGGGCCGCCAUGGGCAACCUGUUUGGUCGGAAGAAGCAGAGCCGGGUCACCGAACAGGACAGGGCCAUCUUGCAACUGAAGCAGCAGAGGGACAAGCUGAGGCAGUACCAGAAGAGGGUCACGCAACAGCUGGAGAGGGAGCGUGCGCUGGCCAGGCAGCUGCUGCGGGAUGGCAGGAAAGAACGGGCCAAGCUGCUGCUCAAGAAGAAGAGGUACAGGGAGCAGCUGCUCGAUAGGACAGAGAACCAGAUCAGCAGCCUGGAAGCCAUGGUUCAGAACAUCGAGUUCACACAGAUUGAGAUGAAGGUGAUGGAGGGGCUUCAGGUGGGCAACGAGUGUCUCAAGAAGAUGCACCAGGUGAUGUCCAUUGAGGAGGUGGAGAGGAUCCUGGACGAGACCCAGGAGGCAGUAGAGUACCAGCGGCAAAUUGAUGAGCUGCUGGCUGGAAGCUUCACCCAGGAGGAUGAGGAUGCCAUCCUGGAAGAGCUGAAUGCAAUCACUCAGGAACAAAUCGAGUUACCAGAGGUUCCUUUGGAGCCCCUUCCUGACAUCAGCCCAGAAGCCCCUGCCAAGGCCAGAUCCAGGCAGGCAGAGCUGGUGGCAGCUUCAUAACUUGGCCUCUCCAGGGACUCACAGGGAUUCUCUGAGGACCGGCCCACAGAGCCUUUGGCUUCGUGAGAACCCUGAGGGCUUCCAGGAGGCCUGAAGGGCUGAACUGACCGGUGCUGGUGGCUGGAGCAGCAGCUCACACGGGCCCUGACAUCAGGGCCCCACAACGCGCCCUUCGCACUUUAGUCUGGAUGCAUCACGUCUUGCUUGGAUUAAAUGGACACCCAGCGCAGCCAGGCCCGGCUUCAGGCAGCGGGGGCCCCACGGUGCCGCAGCCCACUACUCCCGGUGCUGUUCUCAUGGCUGACCCAGCCCGUGCGACCUGCGCUCUCGUGAGGAAGCACUUCAGACCUUGGGCUCCCUAUGCUUCCAUCUCAUCUCUGCUGCUCACGUGAGCUGGUGGGGGCUUCAGUUAAGGAGUUCUUACCUUGCCUGGCAUCCUGAUAUCCCUCAGUUCCCUGCAGGCUAGUAGCAGAAACCCUAGGAUACGGGUGUUCUCCAAACUAUGUGGAGCCUCAUAUGUUGGGGAGGUGGGGCCAUCCUGCUGAAUGGACAAAUCUAGGAGCCUGUUCGUGGAAGGUCAUCUUGAAAGUGAUGACGAGACCCUGUUCCAGUGGGCGUGUACCCCAUGGAGUCCUGGACACACUAAGCUGCCACCAGGAGGCACAGAGCUUGGAAGUGACCCCAGGCCCUGUCUUGUUUGAUUAUGGACAAUCUCUGGUCCUUACAGGGCCUUCUGUACCUUCAGGGCCCUCCAGGAAAGGAGGGCAUCUCUUCCUUAACCCAAAACAGGUCAACCCCAGUAUUAAAGUUGACCCCUGCAUGGUCUUUGGACUCCUGGACUUGA